CCCACCCCAAAAAAUUUCCACUGCUCCUCUUUCCUCUUCCCAAACCCUAGAGACUGCUCCUCCGCUUCCCUCGCACAGGUGAUUGAAAGGGUCUACAGGCAGACGUUUCUUCAGAUUCUUCUACAUCAAUGGCUCCUAAAGUUUUAACAGCUGGGAAGUUCUCAUUUUGUGAUUCUAGUACUGGGUUUCUGGCGAUUUCCCAGCGAGGGCGUUUCAGGAGCCAUUGAAGGUGUUAAACAUGAAUAAAAGCUCGAAACGUUUUCAUCUUCUAGAUGAGGAUCUUACAAUAGGAUUUCAGUGACCUGUUGAAAAGUGGUGUAAAUGUGUUUGCAGAUGAACGGUUUGUAAUGUGCUUGUUGAUGUUACAGUAUUGUACCUCGCAAUGGAAAAAAAGAAAUGGUUGUGGAAGAGGAAGUCUUCUGACAAAAGCACCGGCGAAACUGAGAGUUCAGGUUCGAUAUCUUCGCAUUCAGAGAGAUACUCUGAUGAUCAG
Corylus avellana is the source of this 493-nucleotide messenger RNA. The record is from RefSeq and is a predicted model, not a curated record. Lineage: Eukaryota; Viridiplantae; Streptophyta; Magnoliopsida; Fagales; Betulaceae.